Molecule: messenger RNA, 1221 nt
Organism: Spodoptera littoralis (African cotton leafworm)
Lineage: Eukaryota; Metazoa; Arthropoda; Insecta; Lepidoptera; Noctuidae
Source: the annotation of a GenBank genome assembly
AUGGAAUCUGUACUCAGGAAGUGCCUUCCAAUUAUCGGAAAACCUAGACAUACUUUGCCAAUCAUUAUAAGAAGCUUAGGAUCCCAUAAUAUUAACCACAUCAUGAACAAAAAGGUAUUGGAUCGGUAUUUGAGACUCCCUUUGCCGUGUAAUAAAAUAUUAGCUACCUACGUUUGGAUUGAUGGUUCUGGCAUAAAUAUGAGGUGCAAAGAUCGUAUCCUGGAUUGUGUUCCAUACAGCCCAGAUGCAGCACCAAAUUGGGCAUUUGAUGGCAGUUCGACGGGGCAGGCUACUACGGAUAAUUCUGAUACGACACUGAAACCAGCUGCAGUAUAUAGGGAUCCAUUCCGAGCCGAUCCCCACGUUAUAAUUUUAUGUGAAGUACUUCUUGGCGAGGCCCAAAAACCAGCAGCGACAAAUCACAGGACUUUCUGUAAUGACUUGUGUGAAGCACAUAAAGCUGAGGAACCAUGGUUCGGGCUGGAGCAGGAGUAUACUAUGGUGGACAUUGAUGGAUGGGGCCUGGGCUGGCCCAAAGGAGGCGGUUUUCCAGCGGUAAAAUAUCAGUACUCGUAUUGUGGUGUUGGAGCGAAAUAUAUAGCAGGUCGAGAUCUGUCUGAAGCCCAUAGUAAAGCUUCUCUAUUCGCUGGCUGUGAUUACGAAGGAUCGAACGGAGAAGUUAUGUAUGCCUGUUGGGAGUGGCAAGUUGGUACAACAAUGGGUAUCAAAGCUCCAGAUGAUAUGUGGAUGACACGGUUUAUAAUGUCUCGCAUCGGAGAGGAUUACGGGAUAGAUGUUACAUAUCAUCCAAAACCUUUCGGUCACCUGCAUCCAGGUAUUGGUAUGCAUCAUAACUUCAGCACAAAGAAAAUGAGGACUGCUCCCGGUGGAUACGCUUUUAUUGAAGAAUGCAUCAAGAAAUUGGAAAAGAACCAUAUGAAACAUAUGAGAGCAUACGGUAAUGAUGAGACAACCAACAGAAUGCGAUUGUCCGGAAGAUUUGAAACGGCACCAUUUGAUAAAUUCUCCUGGGGUGUCGCUAACAGAAAAGCAUCUAUCCGUCUACAGAGACACAUUAAAAAGAAAGAUAAAGGUUUCAUGGAGGAUAGGAGACCCGGUGGUGAUGCUGACCCGUACCUUGUGUGUGGACUGCUAAUGGAAACUUGUUUGGGUGGAGCUGGUGGCGGCGGCGGCGGUUGUAAAAAUCCGUGUCGAAAAUGA